CCACUGCUUGGUGCAAAUGGACACGACGAUGGAGGGGUCCACAGGCGCGGCCGCCGACUCUGGCUUCCUGCCGAUAGGCCAUGUCUCGGAGAAGCGUCCGCUGGAAGAGACCUUGGUGGAUGGCGACGAGCUGGAGGAGGAUGACGACGACGACUUUGACGACGAGAAGCCGGUCCUCCAUGUCGCCAAGAAGGCUCGUCUCGGCGACGAAGAGAGCGAGGUCGCGCCGCAGGAGCACGAUCAUGGCAUGGGCGUAGUCGACGAAGAAGCGCCGGCGAUGGUCUUGGACGCCGUCGAGCCCGACGACGCCAGCUGCAGCACCGUCUCGGAAGCACACGAGCACGUCGCAGAAGAGGACGAGGACAUGCAAUACGAUCCCGAAUACUACACACAGAGCACAGACGCCCUGCCUGCGGAGAGCCCGAUCUCGAUCCCCGACGACGACGAGCCCGAGGUCAUGGAGACGCAGAGCGCGUCCGAGCCCAACCAGAUGGACGACGCGGCCGAGACGGCGCAGAUGGACGACGCGCCCGAGCCCGAGCAGUUGCACAGCACUCCCGAUGUCGUGCAGGUCCACGACGCACCCGAGGAUGAGUCGAUGAACGAAGAGGCUGAGGCCGUGCAACCCCAUGAAGCGCCCGAGGCCGAGGCCGUGCAGGUCCACGCAGCGCCCGACGAGGUCCACGCCUCGCCCGGGGCUUUGCAGGUCCACGCAGCGUCCGAGGUUGAACAGGCGGACAAAGCGUCCGAAGCUGUCGAGGCCGACGAAGCGCUCGAGGCUGUACAGGUCCACGAAGAGCCCGUGCAAGUCGACGCACAGGUCGACGAGCCGAUGGACUCCGUGGACUCCGUGUCCGCCGCCGACGUCGUCGACGUCUCGAUGGAGGGCGACGACGCACCCGCGAGUACGACGGCGGACGGCGUAUCGGACAUGCUGCCGCUCUUUGCCGACGACGCCGACCCGGCCGAGAUGGAGCCGUACGAUCCGGAUGACUACGAACUGCCCGCCGACGAGAGCACCAACAAGGCGCCGAUCCGCGCCUUUCCGUUGCCGCCGUGCGUGCACGAGAGCGUCGAGGCCGUCCUGGCCGAGAUUCGACUCACGGAGCCGAGCGUGGUCUUUGACGAGCGCACGCUGUUGGCCAUGAACGCGCUCACGACAUUGCACGCCGCCGAGGUCAUCAAGCGCUUCCAAGCUGUCGUCGCAGCCUCGGCCGUACCGCCCGACACGUAUACGGCUCUGCGCGACAUCAUCGCUGACGUCAAGGCCAAGAAACCAUCGAAGAAGGAGCCCAAGCCAGCGCCGAUCUUGGCCGACGCCGUCUGGGCCCGCCUCCUCGACUGCCAAGCCGACGGCGCAUCCGAUUUCACACUGCGCGAUCUCCGGGCGUCGAGUGCGCUCGACGCGCUCGGGAAGCUCCCAGCAUUUGCACAGCUCACAGUGGUCUCACGCUUCGUCAAGAGCUCCCUCUCGACCAUUCGAUCCAAGGACUCGCAUCUGACGCAGCUGAUACUGACGUACCACCAAGAGAACCCGCUCGUCGCAUCGCUCCGCCCCGUCUCCGAGGUGGACCCGUCGACCGGUACCGACGAAAGCCUCUUUGAGUUUGGCUAUGCGCCGCCGCAGCCGCCGCAAGGCAUGCUCUCCGAGACGCCGGUGCGGUCGUUUCCGCUACUGGACCAGAUCCGUGCGGAGAAGACAUCGACACCAGGCGACGCCAAGGUAUCGACGACGACGGGCAAGUCCAAGCUCUUUGCGUCGGCGGCGCGGACCUCGGACAUGUACCCUCGCCUGUCGCCGGCCAUGGAAGACGUGUACGCGACGUCGCGCAUGAAGGACGUGGUCAACGACACGGUGCUCCUCCGGCUCAUGAAGCUGCCGGACCACCUCGCGCUGCGCGCGGUCGAGAACUUUCGCUCGACGGACACGGCGCACGUCGACAACAUCAACGGCUUCUUUGUUGGCAUCAUCACGCGUGUCAUGGAGCGGGAGCGCACCACGGGGCCGCCCCAAGGUCGUCUCGACCCGCGCGGGUUUCCGGCAGGUGAUUUUUCGCGUCCGCCGUCGGCCUUUCAACCACCCACGGGCGCCCACCUCGGCGCGCCCAUGCCGUGGGCGCAUCUCCCAGCGUUUGACCAACACAUUCGCACGAUGCCGCUCUCGGUGCAAACAGAGCUCUCGCACAUGGUCGCUGCCGGCGUCCUCGCGUCGAUCGACGAGCUCGCGGAAAAGUGCUACGAGAUCCUCGGCCAGCUCUCGGAGCCGCUCGCGCUCGAAGUGCUCAACCGCUACACGACGUCCAACCUCGACAGUGUCCGGAACCGGUCCGGCUUUCUCAUUGGCGUCAUCAAGCGGUGCCGACAAGAGUACGGGCUCUUGUAG
Molecule: messenger RNA, 2383 nt
Organism: Saprolegnia parasitica CBS 223.65
Lineage: Eukaryota; Oomycota; Saprolegniomycetes; Saprolegniales; Saprolegniaceae
Exons: 5
Coding region: 17-2383 (788 amino acids)
Source: RefSeq, a predicted model, not a curated record